This is a messenger RNA of Humulus lupulus (European hop), 4456 nucleotides long. RefSeq lists its product as uncharacterized. Gene Ontology annotation, biological process: signal transduction; protein phosphorylation. NCBI's taxonomy places the organism in Eukaryota, Viridiplantae, Streptophyta, Magnoliopsida, Rosales, Cannabaceae. The record is from RefSeq and is a predicted model, not a curated record. Gene Ontology annotation, cellular component: cytoplasm. Gene Ontology annotation, molecular function: protein kinase activity; protein binding; ATP binding. The coding region runs from base 385 to 4146 and encodes 1253 amino acids. The transcript is spliced from 9 exons.
AAAGAGAGAGAGAGAGAAAUAUAAGAAAGCGAAAGAGGAAGCUCAAUCCGCUUAAGCCGUCGUUUCGUUGUCUUUAAGAAAGGAAAACAAAAUUUGGAGUAGAAAGUGAGGGAAAGUCUUGGAAAUUUUGGUUCUAGCAUGUGUUGUUUCAGCUGGGUUUGAACUUAAUCUGCUUAUUCUUCUCUCCUUGAUGUGGGUUUUUCGUUUCUUUUUCUUUCCUCUGACAAAAAGAUAGAGUCUUUCAGACAAGAAAGCGUUUUUUCCACAUCAGGCUAUAACUGCCGAUGGCAAUUUGGUUCGUAUAGAUGGCUUCUCCAUGGUGUCCUGGUCUUGUUAUUAAUCCUGAUUAAGUUAAGAGAGAUAAAAAGAGUUCCAAGGAAUGGUAUGAUGGAUCAAUCAAGAACAAAUAAGCAGUUUCACUACAAUUCCAUUGAACCUGGAAGUGAGGCAUAUCAGUCCUCAUCUCAAACAUUUAUGCCUGACACUCAUAGCAGUAUACGUGGUAGUAUGAGAGCCCCAAAUCAAAAUACAGAAGUUAAACCUGGGCUUAAUUAUUCCUUACAGACAGGUGAGGAAUUUGCUCUUGAAUUUAUUCGUGAUCGAGUGAAUCAAUGGAAGCCUUUGCUUCCAAAUACUGUUGGGGAUCCCAAUUAUGCAUCAGGUUAUAUGGAACUAAAAGGCAUGUUAGGUAUCAGCCAUACAGGGUCUGAAACUGGGUCAGAUAUUUCGAUGCUUGCUGCAACUGAAAAAGGCCCUGCACAGUAUGAACGAAAAAAUUCUUCAGCACAUGAAGACAGGAGUAUUUAUGCGUCAGCCCAAUCAGGACCACGGAUGUCAUCAGGCUAUGAGAGUAGCCGAGGAGUUAGUCAUGGCUACACUUCUUCUGGAGCCUCCGAUAGCUCUUCUUUGAAGAUGAAGAUUCUUUGUAGCUUUGGUGGUAAAGUUCUACCUCGGCCUAGUGAUGGGAAGCUCAGGUAUGUUGGAGGGGAAACACGCAUUGUCCGUAUCAGAAAAGACAUUUCUUGGCAGGAACUAACUCAGAAGAUCUUUUCAAUUUAUAACCAAACUAAUGUCAUUAAGUAUCAGCUUCCUGGGGAGGAUCUCGAUGCACUAGUUUCUGUGUCUUGUGAUGAGGAUCUGCAGAAUAUGAUGGAAGAAUGCAGUGAAUUAGGAACUAGAGAAGGCUCACAAAAACUUAGAAUAUUUUUAUUCUCUAUGAAUGACUUGGAAGAUGCUCAGUUUGGUAUCAACAGCAUGGAUGGUGAUUCUGAGGUGCAGUAUGUAGUUGCUGUCAAUGGCAUGGAUCUGGGUUCAAGAAAAAACUCAAACAUGCAUGGAUUUGCAAGCACAUCAGCAAACAAUUUAGGUGUGUUAGAUAGACAAAUUGUUGAGAAAGAGAAGAACAUGGCAGCGGUAGGCCCAGCCGGUGUGAGCAAUGUUGGUUUGACUGACAAUUUUGUUUCGUCAUCGCUAAUCCAAUCUUCAGAACCAAUCAUACCUAGUUCCUCAAAUGCUUAUGAAAAUAACCCUCAUUUUUAUCAUGGCGAGAUGAUGCAUCAUGGAGAGAGUGUGAACAAUCCAUUGCACAAUGGCCAAAUCACUUCUAGUUACGCCCCUUUUGUAGAAGUCUCUGGUUCGAUGCCUUUUUAUGAGAUGAGAGAUCUACAAGGAUAUUCAACAGGACAGUUUUUCGGUGGCUCCGGAGUAGACAAUUUGGAGGCACCAGCAAAUCAUACGAAAGUAAAAUCUGAUAGUUCAGCGCAGCAACCCAGUAACCCUGAAAUGGUCUCUCCCUUGGGAAGAGACUAUGUUGCUCCUUCACAGCCAUAUGAUAAUAAUUCAGCGGGUUAUAUUCCCAAGGAAGAUGUAUCAUAUACAGCCGCUUUACUGGAAGAAGGUCAACAUCCAUUGUCUUCAAAAAAUGUUGGAAGGUGCCAGGAGCCUAACAAGAUUUCUUCUUUAAUUGAUUCUGGAAAUCCACCUCAGGCUCCUAAAUUCAGUGAGGAUGAUCAUCAUUCUACAUCUGGUGGUGCUGCAUUUGCUCAUGGUUAUGUUAGGUCUGACUCCAGUGUAAGUGACCAGAGUCACCAGACCUACCAUGAACCUCCAGCACUUCCUCAGAGAGUUUUUUAUUCAGAGAAAAUACCAAGGGAGCAGUUGGGGUUGCUGAAUAGAUUAUCAAAGUCGGACGACUCGUAUGGUUCCCAAUUUGUGAUGCCUCAUCCACAUUCUGAUACCACCCAGCAGCAUUCAAUUACAAAUGAUUCUGAAAAUUCGCAGAAAGAUGGAAAGCUGCCCCCUCAGGCUGAAAACUCCUCUACAUCAAAACCUUUACCAUUGGAUACUCAUACUGUUGAUGAUGGACUUACCCAACUUCAACAGUAUAAAGAGUUUGCUGAUUCAGUUUGUCAAAUGAAUGCAGAGCUUUUGCAAAAUGUGGACUGUGAGUUAAAGCAGGCAUUACCAAACAACGCAGAAGAUGUUAAAGAGGGCAACAUUGUCAAGUCUGACCAAGAAGCAGUUUCCUUUAGAAAUGACCAGAAGAAGCUUGUAACAGAUGAAACCCCACAAGCAACAUCUGAAUAUCCAGAUGGAAACCAGACACCAUCUGUGGAGCAACAUGUUGAUCCAGCACGCAAUCAUCCAGAGCACGACUUUCAUGUCCCCACCGAAAAUGUUCCAUCUUCAACUGGAGUUUCUACAUCGAUGCAGGGAGAUAUCCUUAUUGAUAUUGAAGACCGAUUUCCUCGUGAUUUGCUUUCUGACAUUUUCUCCAAAGCAAUACUGGCUAAAGAUUCACCUGAUGUUGAUUUGCUGCACAAUGAUGGGCCUGGUGUAAGUUUGAACAUGGAAAAUCAUGAACCAAAGCACUGGUCAUAUUUUCAAAAGUUGGCACAAGAAGGGUUUGAUCAGAAAGACUUUUCUCUUAUUGACCAGGAUCUUCAUUUUUCAUCUGCUCUAAGAAAAGAUGAAGGAGAUCCUCCUAUGAAUUUACCUGCUGAAGGAAUUUCACCGCACCGUGUUGUUCCACAGCCAAAAUUUGGUGAAAUCAAUCAUAAUGAAUUAUCUGGACCAACUGAAGGUGAUUCAAGUCUGCAUCCAAAUUAUGAACAUUCCCAAGCAAAGGACACUGAAAGCAUGCAGUUUGGUCGUAUGAUGGAAAACCUAAGAGUUCAGGAGUCAGGAUAUGAGGAUGGAAAUUUUCUUUCCAGGACGGCUGGUCUACCUCCUCUAGAUCCUUCUCUGGGGGAGUUUGAUAUUAGUACACUGCAGGCCAUAAAGGAUGAAGAUCUUGAAGAGCUUAGGGAAUUGGGUUCAGGUACCUUUGGGACUGUUUAUCAUGGAAAAUGGAGGGGAACAGAUGUUGCGAUUAAGAGAAUAAAGAAGAGUUGCUUUACUGGAAGAUCAUCAGAGCAAGAGAGAUUGACUAUCGAGUUCUGGCGGGAAGCCGAUAUUCUUUCAAAGCUUCACCAUCCAAAUGUCGUAGCAUUUUAUGGUGUAGUGCAAGAUGGACCAGGGGCCACGUUAGCUACUGUAACUGAGUUCAUGGUUGAUGGUUCUCUAAGGCAUGUUUUACUUCGCAAAGAUAGGUAUCUUGAUCGUCGCAAGCGUCUAAUAAUCGCUAUGGAUGCAGCAUUUGGAAUGGAAUAUUUGCACUCGAAAAAUAUUGUCCAUUUUGAUUUGAAGUGUGACAACUUGCUUGUGAACUUGAAAGAUCCUUUAAGGCCAAUUUGCAAGGUUGGUGAUUUUGGGCUUUCAAAAAUCAAACGAAAUACACUGGUUUCUGGUGGUGUUCGUGGAACAUUACCAUGGAUGGCACCAGAGUUGCUAAAUGGCAGCAGCAACAAGGUCUCUGAGAAGGUCGACGUCUUCUCCUUUGGUAUUGUUCUAUGGGAGAUUCUCACUGGUGAGGAGCCAUAUGCCAACAUGCAUUAUGGUGCAAUUAUAGGAGGUAUCGUGAAUAAUACAUUGAGGCCAACAAUUCCAAGUUACUGUGAUGCGGAAUGGAGAACGCUGAUGGAGGAGUGCUGGGCUCCUAAUCCUAUGGUCAGGCCAUCCUUUACAGAAAUCGCAAGUCGCUUACGUGAAAUGUCUGCUGCUGCAGCUAGCCAAGCCAAAGCACAGGCUCAGAAGCCACCUAAAUAAGAGAAUUCAUGGUCCUUAUGCCCUUCUUUGGUGAUUACAAACAUGAUCAUUUAUUCAUUCAAUUGUAUACAAAAAGUUGGUGAUAUAUUUUGUACUUUUAACAGGGAUAAAUGUUUUUCCCAAAUGUGUUUUCAUAAUGGUUUGGUCUCUCUGUUUUGGUAACAAUUUUGUUAAGUUGCCAACAGAAUGACAUUGUUGGUGGUGGUGGUGGUGGAUGUUACUCUGUACUCUGAAUCUGCUGUUUGUAAUCCUCUGGGAUUGUGCUUUUUUUUUUUUUUAUCUAUUAUGCAAUUCUAAUUCUUAAGGCCAA